Molecule: messenger RNA, 7717 nt
Organism: Malaclemys terrapin pileata
Lineage: Eukaryota; Metazoa; Chordata; Testudines; Emydidae
Gene: DLGAP3
Product: DLG associated protein 3
Exons: 11
Coding region: 145-3015 (956 amino acids)
Biological process (GO): signaling
Cellular component (GO): glutamatergic synapse; postsynaptic specialization
Molecular function (GO): molecular adaptor activity
Source: RefSeq, a predicted model, not a curated record
AAAAUCCGGAGGAGGAGGAGGCGUGAAAGCGCUGGAGGAAGCUGGACCUCAGGAUGUAGCCCUGCGAGGAGCGGCUCCCCGGCAAGGGGACCCCGCAGGGAUCAUCCGGCACAAUGAGGAAGUUCCGGGCAAGGUUCUGACACCAUGAAGGGCUAUCAUGGGGAGCGCAGCCAAUCACAGAGCUCCACAGGGCACCCGUGUCACUGCAUCCCAGAGGACUGUGACCAGCCCCUGGACUACAUCCGCCACAGCCAGGAAUCCAGGCAGCCGUACCUCCUCAGCCCCAGUGAGCCUUGUUCUUUGGAUCACCGCUACUGCCCCUCUCGGAGCCCCACUGAGUGCCCAGGCGGGCCGAUGAGCCUGACCGAGCCGCUCUCCACCAGCAGCAGCAGCACCUUCCCCAGGAUGCACCACACGCAGCAGCAGUACGACUCCUGCGACGAGUGCAUGGCGGCCACCCACCCCUCCAGCAAGAUCAACCGCCUGCCCCCCACCCUGCUGGACCAGUUUGAGAAGCAGCUGCCGCUGCACCAUGAUGGCUUCCACACGCUGCAGUACCAGCGGGCCAGCACCACGGAGCAGCGCAGCGAAAGCCCCAGCCGCAUUCGCCACCUGGUCCACUCCGUCCAGAAGCUCUUCGCCAAGUCCCACUCCCUGGAGGCCCCGGCCAAGCGGGAGUACAACGGCACCAAGAUGGAGGGCCGGGGGGAUGGGUAUCACCAUCACCACCAGCACCACCAGUCCCGGCACACCAAGCGGAGCAAGAGCAAAGACCGCAAGCUGGACUCCCGGCACCGGCCCAAGAUGAUGGGCUGGUGGAGCUCUGACGACAACCUGGACAGUGACAGCAGCUACCUGGUGUCCGGCCGGCACGCCGUGGACCAGGGCACCCAGUACUGUGUGGAUGCUCCUGAAAGUGCCUUCAGAGACUUGACCUUGAAGAGUCUAAAAAGCGGGGGGGAGGGCAAGUGCCUGGCCUGCGCUGGCAUGUCCAUGUCGCUGGACGGCCAGACGCUGAAGAGGAGUGCCUGGCACACCAUGACGGUCAGCCAAGCCCGGGAGGCGUAUCCCAGCUCGGGAGGCAGCCAGGAGAAAGCCUUGGUACUGCAGGAGGCAAAAGCCAAAGACAGAGGCUACCAUUACCUUCAGGUGCCGCAGGACGAGUGGAGCAGCUACCCAGCGGUGGGGAAGGACGGCGAGAUCCCCUGCCGGCGGAUGCGGAGCGGCAGCUACAUCAAGGCCAUGGGGGACGAUGACAGCGGCGACUCAGAGGCCAGCGCCAAGGUGUCUCCCAAGGGCUUGUUCCGGCGAGAUGGCUACCGCCGCUCCUCCAGCGUAGACCAGGCCAGGACCAAGUUUGCAAGUAGGCACUAUUCUGAUUCAUAUAUCUGUAACUGUCCCAGCUGCUGCACCCCGCCCAGACUGCACCCUCGGGGACAGGGCUACGGACGCUCCUUCACCACCGGCCAGAUCAACGAGGAGCUGAACCACCAGUUUGAGGCGGUCUGCGAGUCUGUCUUCGGCGAGGUGGAGUCCCAGGCCGUGGAGGCCCUGGACCUGCCUGGCUGCUUCCGCAUGCGGAGCCACAGCUACCUGCGGGCCAUCCAGGCAGGCUGCUCCCAGGACGACGACUGCCUCUCGCUCUUCUCCAUGUCUGUCCCGCCCAGGCCAGCCAUCACCAGCAGCAUCCUGAAGCCCAGCACCUCCUUCAGUUACAGAAAAGCACCGCCUCCCCUCCCUCCAGGAAUCAAAGCCAAGCCCUUGAUCUCAGUCACGGCACAGAGCAGCACUGAAUCCACCCACGAGAGCUACCUCCCCAGCGAGGUCACCCGGAGCCCCUCGUGGUCCAAAGACGCCGCGGCUCGCUGCAACUCCACGGAGAGCUUGGAGAACUCCAAGGUGACAGCCAUCUCCUUGGAUCUGCCUCCCGUCCAGCCCCGGGGCUCUCCCAAGCCGUCCACACUCAUCAUCAAGGCCAUCCCAGGCCGGGAAGAGCUGAGGAGCUUGGCACGGCAGAGGAAAUGGCGCCCGUCCAUCGGAGUUCAGGUUGAGACUAUAUCUGAUUCUGACACAGAAAGCAGGAGCCAGAGGGAAUUCCACUCCAUCGGGGUGCAAGUGGAGGAAGACAAAAGGCGGGCCCGGUUCAAGCGCUCAAACAGUGUGACGGCCGGCGUGCAGGCAGACCUGGAGCUGGAAGGCUUCACGGGCCUGUCGGUGGCCACAGAGGACAAGGCCUUGCAGUUCGGGCGGCCCUUCCACCGGCACUCCUCAGAGCCAGAUGCAUCCAGCCGGCAGUACUCGGUGUUCAAGACGGUGCACACGCAGGGCCAGUGGGCCUACCGGGAGGACUACCAGAUGCAGUAUGACACCGUGGAGGUGCCCCGGAGGGACUCCUGGAUCGAGAGGGGCUCCCGCAGCCUCCCCGACUCUGGCAGGGCCUCUCCCUGCCACCGGGACGGGGAGUGGUUCAUUAAGCUACUGCAGGCUGAGGUGGAGAAGAUGGAAGGCUGGUGCCAGCAGAUGGAGCGGGAGGCCGAGGACUACGACCUGCCGGAGGAGAUUUUGGAGAAGAUCCGGAGCGCCGUGGGCAGCACCCAGCUCCUGAUGUCCCAGAAGGUGCAACAGUUUUUCCGACUCUGCCAGCAGAACAUGGACCCUAAUGCGUUCCCCAUGCCCACCUUCCAAGACCUGGCUGGAUUCUGGGACCUCCUGCAGCUGUCCAUCGAGGACGUCAGCUUGAAGUUCGCGGAGCUUCAGCAGCUCAAGGCCAACGGAUGGAAACUCAUCGAGCCCAAGGAAGAGAAGAAGGUCCCUCCCCCGAUACCAAAGAAGCCGCCGCGCUCCAAGGUGCACCCGGUGAAGGAGCGCUCCCUGGACUCCGUUGAUCGACAGAGGCAGGAAGCCAGGAAAAGGCUCCUGGCGGCCAAGAGAGCUGCCUCCUUCCGCCAGAACUCAGCCACCGAGAGCGCAGACAGUAUCGAGAUCUACAUCCCUGAGGCCCAGACCAGGCUGUGAACAGAACCCUGGCUUUUCUACCGCACUGUACAGAGAGAGUACAUAGCUCACUGUGAUGGCCAGGGCCCGAGCCGCAGGGACCCCCCGGGGCAGCUCUCAGCCCACUCACAGCUUCUCGACUUUUUAUCGUCUACGAUUCAUGGAUCCGACGGUGAAUGAACAUGAGCCUGGUUCUGUCCUGCCCUCGUGCCCCUCCCCGUGGGGCAGGGCUCUUCCCAGCCCUGCCUGCCCACGAGCCCCUUCCUGGCCUUUCCCCAUUGCCCUGGCCUCUCCCCAAGCCCCCUGUCUGCCCUGAAGCCUUUUCUGCCCCCCAUCUCCCCUCCUUCUUGCAGCUCCUUCCUGUCCCCUUCUCUGCACAGUCCCUGGUGGCCUCCUUUCAGAGCUCUUUGUACCUUGCUCCUUGCAGCCCCCCUCCCCUUUGUUACCCCCUCUCCUCUCCUCAUGCCCCUCCUCUUCUCCCACUUUCCCCCUUAUACUUUCCCCUCCCCUGCACCUCCAUGUAUCUUCCCCCCAUGAUCGUGCCACCUUUAACUUCUCCCAUUUCCUCAAUUCAAUGCAAACAAAGCAUCUUGCGGGGGGGAAGCGCCGCUGAGCUCCUGCCAAGUCACCAUUCCCGGCCGCCCGGCGGGCCAGCUUCCCUUGCUGGCAUGAGGCUUCGGGCCGUGGCAGGCACGAGGGGCAGUCCCUCCACGCACCCCGACCACAGUUCGGUCCCAUCCCUGCCUCUCGCUUGGGCACCUCGGGGAAUCCAGGGUCAUAGACCUAUAUACAUAUAUACAUAUAAUCGAAGGAAUAAAACAAAAACUACACAUGACCACAGCUGUGUUCCUGCUGGUGAGACUGGGAUCAGGUCAUCAGGAUAUCCAUGGCAGCAGUAAAACCAGCCCCUGCUUUCCCUACAUGUACAUCGUCAGUAAGAAUAUGCUAUGAUUUCUCUUCUUUCUUUCUCUCUUUCUUUCCCUUCCUGCAAGCGAGAAUCCUGGGCCUGCGCUGGGGUGCGUCCACUCCUCACGGGAGGCCAGGAGAAGGUCAAAACUUGGCUGGUCACUUUUUCAUCCCUCUUUGAUUUCCCCACCAGCUGCUGGUCUGACUAGAUGAUCCAGGGAGUGGAAUUCGAGGGGGAAUUUGGGGGGCGGGGGAGCAAGUGUCUUAGGAGCAGCGUUUGGAUUCUGUCUGGCAAGGGCAAGGGCUGGCAGAAGCUGAGGUCUUUGGGGUUGGUUUUUGGGUUGGAUUUCCCUGGCUGCUUUCCCCCCUCCAGUUAGACGGGGCAUAGAAACAAGCCUGGCCUUUCAAGUGACCAAUCCACCAUGCAGGGUAUUGACCCGAGCCAAGUGCAGGGCACUGGUUCUGACCCAUCUGCAUCUGGUCUAAAGACACAGCUGUCCCCAAGGGCCAGGCCAGCGGAGACGGCAGGGAAUGGCGAACGUGCCAUUGACAACCCAUCUUGCCUUAGGAGGAAGAGGAACCUGCUGUUGUGUCUCCGGGGUGUUGCCGUGCCGGCUCCUUGUGUUGUAUUUACUAUUGUUAAGGAAGGUGAGAAACCCCUUGGAGCUGUCAACCGCACAGACGGAGCUCCAGCAGGUGAAGGUACUUGGGGACGACGUUUCUGCGGACAGAGCUGGCCUGUCUGAAUGUCGGGGGGGAGGGCCUCGGGGGCCACCUGUGGGGUGAAAUGCGGGUUUGUUGUUACGUGCCACGGCUGUUCUGUAUGAUGAUCACAGAGCCUCUGUUUCGGGGCUUCUCAACCCAAGGGUCACAAACCCCUGGUGCUGAAUGGGGUGGGGGUCUCAGCCAGGUGGGAGUGGGUUCUGGUGCGGAAAAGCUGGAGAACCCCUGUGCAAUAGCAGCCGGGGCAAAAGUGACAUGGCGUUUGCUGUGCGGCCCCUUGAGCAUUGGACUGGGAGGAUUUAUUCCAGCCGGGCUGCGAUGGGGCUGGCCAUGCCGGCCCCGGCUGCCCAGCCCGUAAAGAAGCCCUUCCCCGACAAUGCAAACCAGCCGGAGCGGUAGGCACUCAGGAGUGAGCCACGCCCAUGCCAGCCAGCCCACCGCCUUUUGGUCCUUCUCCCUCCAUCACAAACGCUCCCCAGCCCCUCUCCCUGCCCCGCAGCUGCCCUGGGGGGGCUACCCAAAGCCUCCAUUUGGCUCCAGCCACCCAGCGAUGCAGCCCACGCUGUCCUCUGCUGAGGAAAGGCUUUUGGUGUCACCUGCUGCUCCCGUCCCGGGGACCCAUCUGGGCUCACAGAUGCCAAGACCGGGCCCCUCCUUCGCAGCACGGUGCCCUACCGAGCAGGGCAGCGGCCCUCGCUGCUGGCAGCCGGGCUAGGCCACAAAGAGAGUCCAGCAGGGCCAAGGCCUGGAGCCCUCACUAGGUUCAGCCUGAGUAAGGACUGGGGCAGGCCAGCAGGCAUUAGCCUUCAGUCUCUAUCGGGCCAAGAGCACCCAGGGACAGCAGCUCCCUCCCCGGUCAGUCACUGUCAUUAACGCCAGCUGGGAAAGUGAUUUGGAAAAGCAAAGCCACGGGCAAGUGGAACUGGAGGUUGCCAUGGUGGCGGGGCUCUGGCUCGUGGCCUGUUGGUUGUCACCCUGUGCCUCAUGCAGUCCUUUACCUCGCAGCAAAGCGAGCGUGAAACGCGGCCAUUCCGUUCGGUGGCGCCUACCCCCGCUUUGCACUGGUGUAAAAGAUGGGCCCUGGGGCAAUGGAGGAUUGGGACCCUGCUCUGUUCAGACCACCUCAGUGACGAUAACCUCCAGCAGGUGCACCGGCUCCCUAACCGCCGGCCCCCCUGGGAGGCAGGGUAAGUGCCACUCUCCUUAGUGGAUGGGGAAAUGGAGGCACAGGGAGCUCAGGGGCACGACUCCUAAGCUCCCAUCUGUCACUGGAGACAGACCGAAGACAUGAAUGUGGGUCUGCCCUUCCCCAGGCUGAGUUCCUGCUCGUGAGAGUGGGAGGGGCAGAUGGGAUUCGCAUUACAAGAGCCCCCUCUUCCAUGGGCAUCCCAUCCUCCAUGGUACCGCAUUAGCAGUGCCCUGUCCUCCCGGGUAUCAUGAGGGAUGUCCUCACAUGCAUGCUACAUUAGAGGAGUGCCCUCCUUCUUCUGGCAUGGCUGCCAUCGUAGCUUUCUUCAGAACCCACUUUAGUGCGUAGCCAUCACCCCUGACAGCAUGUAGAUGAAUAGUGCCUGGGGAGCCUGCUAUCCACGGCCCCCUCCGCACAUCGUUACCUGCACACAAGCCAAAGGUAGUGCUGCACACUCCUCAUAUUACCCACCAUGCUCACCUUCUCCACCAGGCUGAGUGUGCAGAAUGGGGGGAGGGGGGGUGAUUUCAGAUGAGGCGGUAGGGAGAUGGGGCAUGAACAGAGGGGCCCUGUAGGGUGGGUACUCGCCAGGGAUGUGGAGAUCAGAUGGUCCAAGUGUUACUAUGAGCCCCCUGCUGGUUCUCAUGGACCGUCUUUCCCCUCCUUUUCACUCAUUCUGCUCCCAGCCGUGCAGACCCCUCCUUCCACCCAAAGCACAGUCUGUUCCACCUGCCCUGACGUCCGUAAGGCUGGGGAGCAGAGAGUUCACCCACUGAGCCUGGUGUCCUGCCCUGGGAAAACGGGGUUGCCAAGUCAACCACUCUGAAAGUGCAAGGUAAAAACUCAGUGCUGCCUUCUCACUUGUCCCUCCUUCCAACUGGGGAGCCCCCUGCACUGUGAAACCCUUCAAGGGGACCCCCCUCUUCUCGCCACCCCAUGAUUGUACCAGCUCCUGCUCCCUGCCCACUCAGCUGUCUUGGAGACGCCCUGAUUCAGACAUGAAGAGGGGAGGAAAGAGCCCAAGAAGAGUGGCUAAAGGGGCAGCAAGGGAAGGAGCAGAGACACCAGCCACAGCCUAGACGGCCAGAUCUCUAGGGCAGGGACGGUCUUUUUCAUGAGCGUACAGCUCCUAGCACUGUGGAGGCCCCGAUCCCUGACUGGGUCCCUCAAGCGCCACUGUAAUAAUCGCCAAUAGUAAAUUUCAGCCCACGCGGACAUCCUGCCUGGUGCAUGCUGGGAUACCUCCCUGUAGCACCUGGGACAGGUAGGAGGUACUGAGAGAUGGGAGAUUCCACAAGCAUACUGGCUUGGGCAGGCGGAGGGAGGAAAGCUUAAUUCUACCAAGAGCAAUGCACCACUCACCCUGGGGCCUUUACUUCCCCCCCUUGGAUGGGAUCCAUACCAUGACGUGGUGCUAAAACCUCCCCCGGCCUCUGUUAUGUGCCUGUCCAGUUGGGAGGGCCUCGGGUUACUACAUUAAAAUAGAUGUUUAAAGGGAAGGAGGGGGGAAUCCAACCAGCAUAUUCUGGAACAGAGAAUCAUGAAAAAAAUACCCAACAGCGUGAGCUCUGGCCCAGCUGGGGGAGGGGAAAGGCAGGAGACUCCUUGGUCAGCAUCCAAUACUCUCUGAACGCUGCUGUUACCAUCCUGGCCAGGAAAGCAACCAUCAGCUCGGUUCACCUGUCCUCUGCCUCCGUCCACACUUUAGUUCUUAGCAAUGUGCCUGGAAGAGGAAGCCCUUCCACUUGUAAGUUCUGUAAGACAAACCAUGCUAUACAGUGACUGUGACAUGUGGUUUCAUUUUUAUUGUAACAAACUUAGCCGUACUGUAAUAAAGACGACUCUUUGAUUACUCUGGGCCUGGCACCAUUCUCCCAGCCGGUGCUAGUCUCACCUUUGACCCUU